Molecule: messenger RNA, 1801 nt
Organism: Salmo salar (Atlantic salmon)
Lineage: Eukaryota; Metazoa; Chordata; Actinopteri; Salmoniformes; Salmonidae
Source: RefSeq, a predicted model, not a curated record
AAAAAGUCAGGAACCUUCCCGCUAGCCAUGAUUGGCUGAGAUAAUGAGUGGGCUGGACAUGCCGAGAGAUGCGUUUCAGAUUGGUCUGUGGUGUAGCAUCUUGUCUAUAAAAUGAGCUGCUCGUUAUGCGUAGAUGUUCCUUUCUACUGCAGUUUUUUUUUUUUUUUAUAUAACGUUAGCCAUGGAGAACUGCAAAUAUGCUGCUACUGCUCUCAAUAACAUUGCUUCCCUGAAUUUAUCAGGCACUAUCGACAAACGUCAGUGGGAAAAGGUUGUGAUGGACUACUUCCUGGAGGACGAUCGUGCCAUGUUGAUUCUCUCUGACUCUGAAAAGGAAUCAGAUGAUGAGGAAAUCCCUAAUGUAGGUUAAAUUUUUUUUGAAGAAGACAUUUGUAGAGUCUUCUGAUGACAGUGAUGGGGAAGAAACGGCGAUCAACAGUGUUGUUGUCAUGAAAGAAGUUGACCGAGUGUUGAAAUCCGUGGAAUGUCUGUGCAAACUAAACAGAAAUGACACUGGACGUCUUAUUUAAUGAAAGGGGUUGCAGUACGCUGUGAAGCUUUCAUCCAUGUAUACGGAACACGCCUGACUCUCCUCCACUGGUCAUACAAGGAGAAUGGUCUAAUGCCUCCCAUCAGAAAGAGAGCUGGCCCAAGCAAGCACAGGUUACACCUGAAGCAUGAGGACUUGCAGCGAGUGGUGAACUUCAUCAACAACUACGCAGAGGAUAAUGCAAUAGUAUUACCAGGACGCCACCCACACAAACACUUAGGUGGAAAGCUGCUGCCACCCCAUGUGACAAAAGCAGCAGUGUGGCAUCUGUACAAGGAAUCAAUGACAACACUUGAGGUACGUGUAGUCGGGCUGCCUUCCUUCAGGAAUCUGUGGGGAAAAUUGCUGCCCCACAUCUCAAGCACUGCCCCACAUCUCAAGCCCAGUUGUCUCUGGGGGCCCGUACUGAACCAGCAAGAAAAGACAUUAGGAUGCAUUGCAGCUUUGAUUUUGCUCAACAAGUGCACUAGCCUGCAGCCAGGUCCCAUCUACUUCUUAACUCCUCACAAGUGUGGGUUGUUUGGUGUCUGCUGUGAAGGAAUACCACAACAAGUCAACUACUUGAUUGAUGAAGGCAUGUUGUCCAGCAAAGUGAAGGACAGCACUCUGACAGGGGUCAACAUCCCACAGCUGGUUGGACUGGAAGAUGGUACCGUGCUGGUGGAAAGCUAUUGCUGGCAACAACACCUGACUCUGUACUUCAGGCUGCUGCUACAGAUCAAACAGUACCAGCACUUCAGCUUCGAUGUUCUGGAGCCUGGUGUUGUCGCCAAGGAGCGUUCGGACUCAGUCAGGACCAGGUUUCAGCUGUUGUGCAAUGCUGACAUCCUUCCUCCCAUAGAUGGUCUGCCUGUAUAAGCACCACCUGGACUGGACACAGCUAGACAAACAUCUUUUUGAGAAGAUAAGGGAGUUUUGUUAUGAAGAGGCUAUGGACGUCACAUGCCCUGCACCAAAGUCAAGGGCAGGACAGAAACAGGCUCUCCGAAUAUAGAUUCCCUUGUUCAUGCAUGGUUCGGAUGGACCAGUCAUAUUUUACUUUUACUUCACUACAUUCUGAAAAAAAUAUGUAUUUUUUUAAUCCAUACAUUUUCCCUGACACCGAAUGGUACUCGCUACAUUUUGACAGGAAUUUUUUUUUAAUUCACACACUAAUCAAUAGAACAUCCCCGACCAUCCCUACUGCAUCUGAUCUGGCAGACUCACUAAACACAAGUCCUUUGUUUGUAAAUCACGUAAUAAAAAAAUAAA